AUGGCCGUCCUCAUCGAUCUGCACUCGCCUGCGUCGGCGUCACUGUUCGUCGGCUGCAUGGAGAUUAUCACCGGGCUGCUGAGCCUGUUCUUCUUUUAUGAGUGGUACCACCCGGACCGGGCCCAGCGCGAGGCGUUCAAGGAGAUGAUCGUCGACCAGUGCAAGUGCCAUCUCGUUGAAGAUAAUGCCGAUACCCCGGCCGACAAGCAGACCAAGUCGUGCGGCUCGAAGUCGUGCACCUCGCCGCAGACUGGGAGCAGCAGCUUUUCAGCGGCCGGCGUCUCGGAUGGAACAUCUACCGCUCAGAAUGCCGCUUCUACCAUGACCGCCACGGCCGGCACGACGAGCGCCACCAGUGCAAAAACGGCCCUCUCCAAGCACUCGAGAUCCCGAGACGCCGUCAAGUUUGAGGUGAUCCGCGGCGAAGACCUGCCAAAACGUACCGAUUCGGAGAUCAAGCGCUUUGGCGCCGAGCGCGACAAGUUUGAGGCCGGCGUGGUGGAUACGAUGCUGAAGCACUACUCGAAGCAGGGCACUGAAGGUGCUCAGAGCGAGACUGGAGCGACCCAGCCGACGCAGGGCAGCAACUCGAGCGACAAGGAGAAGAAGAUA
Messenger RNA from Mesorhabditis spiculigera, 612 nucleotides. The record is from the annotation of a GenBank genome assembly. NCBI's taxonomy places the organism in Eukaryota, Metazoa, Nematoda, Chromadorea, Rhabditida, Rhabditidae.